AUGGCACAGGUGCUGCAAGGUGGGGACGGCAUGAUGGGUGGUUUUCCGCUGGAGCAGUGGUUCUACGAAAUGCCCGUGUGCACGCGAUGGUGGAUGACGGCGGCGCUGAGCGCGAGUGUGCUGGUCCAAUGUCACAUCAUCUCGCCGUUCCAGCUGUUCUACAGCUACUGGCGCCUCGUGACAACCUUCUUCUACUUCGGUCCGCUGUCGCUCGACCUCCUCUACCACAUCUUCUUCCUCCAGCGAUACUCGCGCCUCCUCGAAGAGAGCUCCGGACGCUCACCUGCGCACUUCUCGUGGCUCCUCACGUUUGCGUCAACACUGUUGCUAUGCAUUGCGCCUAUAUUCAGCAUGGCCUUCUUGGGGUCGGCGCUCUCGAGCACCCUCAUCUACAUCUGGAGCCGCAAGAACCCGGAUACCAUGCUCAGCUUCCUCGGACUGCUGGUCUUCAAGGCGCCGUAUCUGCCUUGGGUUCUGCUCGGCUUCAGUGUCGUCAUGCACGGAACGGUGCCCAAGGACGAGAUGUGCGGUAUCGUUGUCGGACACAUCUGGUACUACUUCAACGAUAUCUUCCCUCCGCUUCACAAUGGCCGCAGCCCCCUCGAUCCUCCAGCAUGGUGGAUUCGCCUGUUCGACGGUGCCCCGCCGCCCGCAGAGGAGACUCACGACGACGAUGCAGCAGCUGACCACGAGCGGAACCCCAACGAGGCCAUUCCUGAUGCUGUUCCGGCACACUAA
This is a messenger RNA of Didymella exigua CBS 183.55, 738 nucleotides long. Its product is annotated as DER1-domain-containing protein. Bases 1 to 738 code for a protein of 245 amino acids. The record is from RefSeq and is a predicted model, not a curated record. Gene Ontology annotation, molecular function: ubiquitin-specific protease binding; misfolded protein binding. Gene Ontology annotation, cellular component: endoplasmic reticulum membrane; Hrd1p ubiquitin ligase ERAD-L complex. NCBI's taxonomy places the organism in Eukaryota, Fungi, Ascomycota, Dothideomycetes, Pleosporales, Didymellaceae. Gene Ontology annotation, biological process: endoplasmic reticulum unfolded protein response. The transcript is spliced from 3 exons.